AGCUAGCCGCGGAGGCAGCGGGCUGAGCGAUGGAGGCCGACGGGCUGCCGCGGGCCGGCGAGUCCGUGGCGGGCCCGGGCCCGGGCGGCGGCGGAAUGAUCCGCGAGCUGUGCCGGGGCUUCGGCCGCUACCGCCGCUACCUGGGGCGGCUGCGCCAGAACCUGCGCGAGACCCAGAAGUUCUUCCGCGACAUCCACUGCUCGCACGGCCACAGUUGUCCCUCCUCCCCCGAGGGCGGCGGCGCGGCCGAGCUUGGCCCUGCCGGAGACGUCGCCGAAGCCCUGCUGCCGCCGGGCCAGCUGAGCUGCAUUUCCUUCCCACCCAAGGAAGAGAAGUAUCUCGAGCAGGCUGUGGACUGCCUUCCCUGUAUAUUGAUCCUCGGCCAGGACUGUAACGCCAAGCGCCAGCUGCUGAACCUGCUGUUGGGGGUGCAGGUGCUUCCCACCAUCAAGCUGGACGGUGAUGAGAGCUGUAAGCUCCGGAGACUCCGCUUCACCUAUGGGACCCAGACUCGGGUCAGCCUGGCACUCCCCGGCCAGUAUGAACUGGUGCACACGCUGGCUGCACACCAGAGCAACUGGGAGACCAUCCCUGAGGAGGACUUGGAGGUUCAGGAAGACAGCGAGGAUGCCGCUCAUGUUUUAGCUGAGCUGGAGGUGACAAUGCAUCACGCUCUCCUACAGGAAGUGGACGUUGUGGUGGCUCCAUGCCACAGCCACCAGCCUGCCGUACAUGUUCUGGGUGACUUGGCGAAUGACUCCUUGCCUGUGAUAACCUAUGCACUUCGCAAAGAUGAGCUGUCUGAGAGGGAUGAACAAGAGCUUCAGGAAAUCAGGAAGUAUUUCUCCUUUCCCGUGUUCUUUUUCAAAGCACCCACGCUGGAGAUCAUGGACUCCUCCUGUGAGAGAGCAGAGAGUGAAAGAUCACCUCUGUAUCGACAGCUAAUGGACCUGGGCUAUCUGAGUGGCAGUCACAGGAGCUGCGUAGCCCCUGAGCAGGACAGCAGAGCUCAGAGCAUGUUGGUGCAGCAAGGCGAGAAACUGAGGCAGCUGAGUGCAUUUUCUCAGCAGCUGCUACAGACCCGCCUGGUGGACGCAGCCAAGGCCCUGAACGUGCUCCACUGCCGAAGCCUUGACAUUUUCAUAAACCAGGCUUUUGAUAUGCAGCGGGACCUGCAGAUCACUCCCAAACGCCUGGAAUAUACUAGAAGAAAGGAGAAUGAACUGUACGAGUCAUUGAUGAACAUUGCCAACCGGAAGCAGGAGGAAAUGAAGGAUAUGAUUGUUGAGACUCUUAACACCAUGAAAGAGGAACUUCUGGAUGAUGCUGCCAACAUGGAGUUUAAAGAUGUCAUUAUCCCUGAGAAUGGAGAAACGGUGGGCACCAGAGAGAUCAAAUGCUGCAUCCGACAGAUCCAAGAGCUUAUCAUCUCCAGGCUCAACCAGGCGGUGGCCAACAAGCUGAUCAGCUCAGUGGAUUACCUACGGGAAAGCUUUGUCGGGACCCUGGAACGGUGUCUGCAGAGCCUUGAAAAAUCACAGGAUGUCUCAGUUCACAUUACCAGCAAUUAUCUCAAACAGAUCUUAAAUGCCGCCUACCAUGUGGAAGUCACGUUUCACUCAGGGUCCUCAGUUACAAGGAUGCUUUGGGAACAAAUCAAGCAGAUCAUUCAGCGUAUCACAUGGGUGAGCCCACCCACCAUCACUCUAGACUGGAAGAGGAAGGUGGCCCAGGAAGCCAUCGAGAGCCUCAGCGCCUCCAAGUUGGCCAAGAGCAUUUGCAGCCAGUUCCGUACUCGGCUCAAUAGUUCCCAUGAGGCUUUUGCAGCCUCCUUGAGGCAGCUGGAAGCUGGCCACUCUGGCCGGCUGGAGAAAACUGAAGAUCUGUGGCUAAAGGUUCGAAAAGAUCAUGCCCCUCGUCUGGCCCGCCUUUCACUAGAGAGCCGGUCUUUACAGGAUGUCUUGCUUCAUGGCAAACCUAAAUUAGGACAGGAGUUAGGCCGGGGCCAGUAUGGUGUGGUGUACCUGUGUGACAACUGGGGGGGACACUUCCCUUGUGCCCUCAAGUCAGUUGUUCCUCCAGACGAGAAGCACUGGAAUGACCUGGCAUUGGAGUUUCACUACAUGAGGUCUUUGCCAAAGCACGAGCGGUUGGUGGAUCUUCACGGUUCGGUCAUUGAUUACAACUAUGGUGGAGGCUCCAGCAUUGCUGUUUUGCUUAUUAUGGAGCGGCUGCACCGGGACCUCUACACAGGGCUGAAGGCUGGGCUGACUCUGGAGACACGUUUGCAGAUAGCCCUGGAUGUGGUGGAGGGAAUCCGGUUUCUGCACAGCCAGGGGCUUGUCCAUAGGGAUAUCAAACUGAAAAACGUGCUGCUGGAUAAACAAAACCGUGCCAAGAUCACUGACUUAGGAUUCUGCAAGCCAGAAGCGAUGAUGUCAGGAAGCAUUGUUGGGACCCCCAUCCAUAUGGCCCCUGAGCUUUUCACAGGGAAGUAUGAUAAUUCUGUGGAUGUCUACGCCUUUGGGAUCCUUUUCUGGUAUAUCUGCUCAGGCUCUAUCAAGCUCCCCGAGGCGUUUGAGAGGUGUGCUAGCAAAGACCAUCUCUGGAACAAUGUGCGCAGAGGGACCCGCCCAGAGCGUCUUCCUGUGUUUGAUGAGGAGUGCUGGCAGUUGAUGGAAGCCUGUUGGGAUGGUGACCCCUCUAAGAGGCCUCUCCUGGGCAUCGUCCAGCCUAUGCUCCAAGGCAUUAUGGACCGGCUUUGCAAGUGCAAUUCUGAGCGACCAAACAGAGGACUAGAUGAUUCUACUUGAAGACAAAACCUUUCUCUUUCACUCUGUUCCUUCUUUCCCUCUUACCUUUUGGCCAUGGGGAGAAUUUGUCAUUUGUUCAUUAAUGGAGCUCCCAAGGGAAUUGGUGCUUGUUUGCAACUCCAGACCUUCCUGGGAGAGAUGGCUCCUGGACAGUGAAGAAUUCAGUGGCUGUUUUAGUGUUUGUACUGCCUCACACUAUCUCUUUAGCAAAUGGUUGUCUCAGAUGUGCAGAAGCUGAAGAAUGUCAUGUUCUGGACUCAACUGAGAAGGAGGCAACUGUUCCGCUGUGUGUUCACUGUAUGUGUUUCUAAAGCAAGUGGGGCACUGCAGUGCAGGGUAGAAAACUGUCAGUCAUGCUCAUGGCUCCGGCUGGGGCAGCUCAGUUCUGUCCAAUGGUAGAGGCCACUUAGAGCACAUAGCCUAAGUUCAGUUCAUGUGACUGCAAGGGCAAAGAGCAAACCGACCCAGCCAAAUAUACCUUGUGGCUGCCGGGUUCUUAUUCUCUGUAGUCAGAAGCCCCAGGAGACAGCUGGGUGUGAGGCUGUGUGCCCUCACAACCCAGUGUUUACAUUUCCAGGGAGCCCAAGGAGCCCUGGUUUCUGCAGGGCAGGGCUAACCCAGAACAAAAUUUGUUUGAUUCAGGGUCUUUCCCUACCUCCUACCCUUGUUUUCCCUUAAAAAGGAGGGAAUCCUCCAGAUAGCAUGGUACUUGGACUUCAUCUGAUCAGACAGAAAUAGACUACCAUUUUGUUGUUGUUUUAAUGGGAUGUAGCCCAGGCUGGCCUUAAAAUCCCUUCCUUCUGCCUAGCCUCCAAAGUGCUGAAAUUACAGGCAUGUGCUCCCAUGUCCAGCUUUUAACUAUGGAACUCACUCUUUUAUUUCUUUCUUCAGUGCUAGGGGUCAGUCCCACAUCCUCAGAACUGCUGGUGGGUGCUCUCCUGUGCGCCACACUCCAGCUUCACAGAGCUUUCAAAGUUCACAUUUGAUAUUGGGCAUAGUGAGCUCUGAAGAGGAUGCAGUCGGGCAUAAUGGUCUCCUAAAUACUCUAGCUCUUAAGAAUUCCACACAGUGCUCUACACGCAAAUUGUACCAGACAAGGGCCCAGUAUCUUUGGCCCCAUUUUGGUAGAAUGCUUAGUUUAGUUCUUAGAAUUUUAACAUCUACUCAACUAUACUUAGUUACUCUGCUCAGAGCCAUUAACUUGCUGUCCUCUGGAGACAGUAGAAUGUACAGGAAGCCAGGUGUCAAGAAAGAAGAAAUGAGUCAUCUCUACUAUUUAGGUCUGUGUGUGUGAAACUUAAAAGAUGACCCUUGUUCUUGAACUCUAACUGUAAUACAGAGGCUGUAGGUCCAGUAUGGAAACCACAUUACUAACUUUCUUAGCAUAUCUGAGCUCAUCCUCAGACUCAUAAGUGGGAGUUUAGACUUUUUUUUCCCAUCCAGAGUCCAUUUUCAGUCUUCUGCCAGAUUAUAGGUUCAUUUUUUUCAAUCUUUAAUUUUUAAAAAGAAGAUUCCAUCCAUUUUCCUGACCAGUAGGAGGGAGAGAAUAUAAAGAGUAGUUUGGUAGUUCAUUCAUUAAAAAGUAUCUGAAAAAGUCCAAGAUAUUCCUGGAAAUGUCCGGGCCAGUCAGAGGCCACAUGGGGGUAUUUGGUGGUGGUAUUUCAGUGCUCAGCAGGCUGAGUGUGCGAACAUGUGUGUCUAAUUUGUAUGUAUUUUACUUUAUAACAUUGUAAGCUAAUUUUGGAUUCUUUGUUUUUUGGCAUCUGUUAUUAUUUCAGAGAUAAAAUGCCAUGAGAUGUACUGUAUUGAAUGUCACUUGGGAAGACACUAGGUCCUCAGAGAAGUGUGCUGGCACUAAGGAAGUACAGGGCGUGGGGAGAAGAAGGGGGGCAUAGAGAGCUACUUUACCACGUGCCAUCCUUCAAAGAAGCUUCCAUAAGGGCAGUUACUCCAGCCCGGAAGUGACCAGCUGGCUGCUGCUUAGGAGCGGAAAGUCUGCUUACCCAUUUGCUUUGGAAUGAGUGACAGGCCCUCGUGCAGAGCAAUCAGAAGCAAUGCUGGCAGUCUGGCCCUUGCGUGGCUCACCGGUGCCCUUGAGCCAGCAGCAGCACAGCUGAGUGGCUUCGUGACUGAGUAGUCUUUCUGCCUGCAAAAAAGGACUGCCCUGAUUGUUCCUAGACCAAAGAGAGUCACUUCUGACUCCAUCCACUGUAAGGGCAGGGCUAGGCAGCCACUGGGUCAAAACAUUAACACUAAAGCGUAAGGAAACCAAGGAAAGGACUCCUUUCUACACAGCUGGAGCCGGAGAAUGGUGAACUCGGAACACUGCUCCGUUCCCCAAGUGCAUUUUGUAUUUUCGCUUGAGCUGUCAUCGAUAGGUUAGAGCACUCAGGGUAUGUGGAGUUAAGUGGUAGAAUGUGCUCAGUGUGCACAUGGCCUGGGGUUCAGGGUCUAAUACCAAAACAAAACAAAACAAAACAAAACACAACACAAAGGUCAAAGGGGUUGGAGAAUGUUCUUCCUGACAAAAGUGGCCUGGGGUACUGGGGCUGUAAAGUGACAACUGCACUAAAUGACACUUUAUUUUUGUCGUUGUUGUCUUAUUUAGCACUGAGAGGCCCAGGAGAUGGGUCAGUACAGUCACACUUAGGGAAACUGAGGCACCCUCUGGUCUUGCUCUGGAGAGAUGCCCUGCUUGUUUUAUGUAGCUUACAGGGAGACCUCCCAAGCCCGUGUUGCAUCAGUCAGGGUGGAUUAACAGCCUUGGAAAGUGCAUUCCAAAGGAGGAGCUGCUUUAAGAGUUCAGGACUUGCACUUUGCAUGUGCUAGGUCAAAAAGUCCACAUUUUCCUUAAAAGAAAAUGAGGGUUUAGUCUUCUAAGUGUUGGGUUAUGUGAGGUAGCACUACUGUGAUAGUAGAGUGGCCUUAAGACACCGGUACUGCAAACUCCCCUAGAAGUUUCAAGUGGUACAGGUGCUCUUAAAAGUUUUAUGUUAACUUCAUCUGGUUUGUUAGAACCAAGUGUGAUUGACAUCGUGGUGGAGACUGGGAACCCUGACGUGGGGACCCCAGUUAGCCCAGAGGUUGACAAUAAACUUAGUCCGGAUGGUUUGCUGGUUUUUUAUUUUGUGUCUUUAUGUAAUGUUUUUAUUGUUUUAAAGGACUAAUGUUUAUUACAGUAUUAUAUAAAAGUGUAACAUACUAAGUGUGUAGAAUAAAGUGCAGUAACAAAAGGUGACUUUGACACAGA
Messenger RNA from Phodopus roborovskii (desert hamster), 6063 nucleotides. RefSeq names its product dual serine/threonine and tyrosine protein kinase (gene Dstyk). Gene Ontology annotation, molecular function: ATP binding; protein kinase activity. Bases 30 to 2813 code for a protein of 927 amino acids. Gene Ontology annotation, biological process: protein phosphorylation. NCBI's taxonomy places the organism in Eukaryota, Metazoa, Chordata, Mammalia, Rodentia, Cricetidae. The record is from RefSeq and is a predicted model, not a curated record. The transcript is spliced from 13 exons.